Molecule: messenger RNA, 2617 nt
Organism: Poeciliopsis prolifica (blackstripe livebearer)
Lineage: Eukaryota; Metazoa; Chordata; Actinopteri; Cyprinodontiformes; Poeciliidae
Product: collagen alpha-2(XI) chain-like
Exons: 30
Coding region: 111-2219 (702 amino acids)
Molecular function (GO): extracellular matrix structural constituent
Source: RefSeq, a predicted model, not a curated record
ACAUGGUUAUCCUGGUAAAGACGGCCCUCUAGGUCUCAUAGGAUCAUCUGGUCUUAAAGGUGACAAGGGACUCAGAGGAGCUGUGGGUCAGGAGGGAGUUUCUGGUCUCGAUGGGUGAAAUUGGACUUAUGGGACCCAGAGGACCAGCCGGCCAAAAAGGCAUCCCUGGUGAUAGGGGAACAACUGGACCGACAGGGCCACAUGGACUAAAGGGUGAUGAGAGCGAAAAAGGAAACCGAGGGCCACCAGGACCAAAGGGGCCUCUGGGCAAGCAGGGAUCCAGGGGUCCUUCAGGAGACAGAGGACAACAAGGUCUUCCAGGUCCAAAGGGAGAGGCAGGCACUGGAGGUUCAUCAGGAAUCCCUGGACAGUUUGGACCUGGAGGCAAAACUGGAUCAGCAGGGGCCAAAGGGCAAAAGGGGACCCAGGGACAGGCUGGCCUUCCUGGUAGGACCGGUCCCUCUGGGAAAAUUGGACUAUCGUUGUCUGGUUUAUCAGGCAUAAAAGGAGAAGAGGGCAAAGCAGGAAAGCCUGGACAAAAGGGCAGUCAUGGGGCAAAAGGCAGAACUGGUCCUCCAGGCAUUGAAGGAGACAUGGGAGCAAGAGGCCAACAAGGUGCAAAGGGUGAAACUGGAAAACAUGGCGCAGUGGGCACUGUAGGAAAAUUAGGAUUUGUUGGGUCUCCAGGAUCUAAAGGCCAACCUGGACCUGCUGGUCUUCCUGGUUCUUCUGGACCCAAAGGAAUUCAGGGGCCAAAAGGAAAAGUUGGCCAGUCUGGAGAGAAGGGAACCAAAGGAGCUCCUGGGAAAACUGGAUCUGAUGGCCAAAAAGGGAGCCCUGGACCUCCUGGAACACCUGGAAAACCAGGCUUAAAUGGCUUGGACGGUUUGCUGGGGGUUGAUGGAAAUGAAGGGUAUCCGGGGGCUAUUGGUUUGAGAGGAGCUCCCGGGGCUCCUGGCAACUUUGGAAAGACAGGAAAACCUGGACCUCCUGGGAUUAGAGGACACCCCGGCGCUAUCGGGGUUAAGGGUAAAACUGGUCCAAAAGGAGCAAAUGGACCACUUGGACCAGUUGGGCCAAAGGGACUCCCUGGGCUGAGAGGAGAAAAGGGUGAAACAGGCAGCGCUGGCACUGAGGGUUUUUUGGGUGAAAUUGGAAUGCCAGGUCCGGUUGGUCCACCCGGGCCAAAGGGGAAUCCUGGUUUGCAGGGGCUAAAAGGCCAAACUGGACAAAAAGGAAAAAGUGGACAGUUAGGUGCUUAUGGUCCAUCAGGGCAGAGAGGCUCUCCUGGAUUAACUGGUCAUCUUGGAAAAAAGGGGAUUAAGGGAGCCCAAGGAAAAAGAGGACCAAAGGGAGCUGAAGGCAAACCCGGACCUCCUGGACAACCAGGAUUACCCGGCAGACUCAGACAUAAACGAAUACAAUCUGAGUCAAGACCUGAUCUACCAACUGAGCAAAGGCACAAGCCCAGACCAAGUUCAAGUCACAGACAGAAAAAUUCCCAGGAUUCUCCUAAUCUACUAAAACCAGAUGAUCAAAAGCAGAGCCGGUUGAUGUCAUGGUCUGCAGAUGAGCAAGCUGAGGAAUCCUCCAGCUUGCCUUUGGGAACAAAAGAUGAUCCAGGCACCACCUGCUAUGAACUGAAACUUAUCCAUCCACAUCUGGAAGAUGGUUAUUUUUAUAUGGACCCCAAUCAAGGCUGUGCGUGCGAUGCAGUGAAAGUCUUCUGCAACUUCACAGCUGGAGGAGCAACUUGCAUAGAUCCUCAACAUUCACAGAUCAAAAUGAGUUUGAAAUCAGACAUGAAGUCAAGAAUGCCGGUGCAGUGGUUUACUCUUCAAUACAACAAAUACGGAUUGGAGUAUACUAUUGUGGACAUUGUACAGCUGAGGUUUUUGAGGUUCCACAGUCACACUUCUUUCCAGCACAUCACUCUCAGAUGUGCAGGAAACCAGUCCAGUCCCACUGCCACAGCAGGUUUAGCUAAGUGGAUUGUAAACUUACAGGGGGAUUCUGGCAGAAUCAUCGACACACGCUUCGUUGCAGUUUCCAGGAAAACCUGUGAGGUGCACAUGGUGGUGAAGGUUCAAGGUAGCACAGAGUUGCAUCGAGGGGAUAUGGAGUUACUUCCUCUCAGAGAUUUGGGAAUAGAGUUGAGCAGUACACCCAGCAGUAUCUCUGAGAUCUCUGUAGUUUUGGGACCUCUCUGCUUCUUGUGAGCAGUAUGUUAUGUAUGGGAUUAUAUUCCUCAUGGUUCAAUAAAAUUCUGUAAGUUAUUGUAUAGAAUCCAUACUGUUUAUGUCAGGAUGUAGUUAAAUAUAAUGUAGUUUGAGCUGUUUUUGUAUAUUUUGUAAGUAUUUAUUUGUACGUAAAGCUAUUAUUUGCUCAGAUACAUCAUUGUUUGAUAUUUGAUUGAUAGUGUACAGUUAUUUUAUAAAUAUUUUUCUCCAUUUACAUUAAAAUAUUUGAUAAGGAUAUCCAUUUUAUGUAUUAAAAGUCCUCACAAUGUAGAGUAGAUGCUGAACUUGAACAAGUUAAUGUUAUUUUCUGAUGUUUGAUGUUGUUCCUUGUUUGUUUUUUCCUUGUUUGUGCACACAAUUGUGUCCAAUAAAGCUGA